AUGAGCCCCGGAGUAAAGGAAGGGCCCUUGCCGAGCGCGUGCGCUGAAGCGUGGGCGGUGGUGCGCAGGUGGCUGCGCGGCCGCGGCGGGCGCAGCGUGCCCGUGCAGCUGGGCGGGCGCGUGGCGCAGGUGGGCGGCAGCCUCUUCCUCGAGAGCGCCCAGGUGGAGGACAGCGGCCGCUACACGUGCGUCGUCAACAACAGUGUCGGCUCCGAGCGCGUGCACACCACGCUCGUCGUCUCUGGCUCCGCCGCCGCCCCCGCCGCCGCCCCGCGCGCCCCGCCGCGCCCCGCCGCCGCCCCCGCCGCCGCCCCCGCCGCCGCCCUCGCCGCCAGCCGAAUCCGCGGCUCUGCUCGGAGCACGGACCGCCGCACUCCCAUCGUCGCCGACAGCGCUGAGAGCGCGAGCCCACUUCGCUCAGCCCCCAGCCCUCGCGUCCUCAGUCCUCAGGCCUCACCCGACGCUAUAGGCGACGGACUGGGUUUACUACUCCCGGAGCGCAGUGUAGUGGGAGAUGGUGUAAAACGAUAUAUUUGUGUGUGGAGGCUGAAGCGCGGGAAGAUGAAGUGCAGCGAGGAGUUGUCGGGCGAUAGAGAUAAUAAUGAGAAAAGGGAGACGAAAAAGACACAAGCUCCUCUGUCCGCCUACAUCAGCCCGCAGAGCCAGGUGGUGGACGUGGGCAAGGCGGCGGGGCUCAACUGCACGACGGAGGGUCACCCGCAGCUGGCGGUGUCGUGGCUGAAGGACGGGCGGCCGCUGAUGGCGGGCGGGCGCGUGCAGCUGCCGCAGCCGCAGCUGCUGCGCCUGGCGGCCGUGGAGCGCGCGGACCGCGGCAUGUACCAGUGCGUCGUCUCCAACAGCGAGGAGACGGCCCAGGGCACCGCGCAGCUCCGCCUCGGAGACGCAGCCCCCAUCUUCGUGAGCACCUUCUCCAACCAGACGGUGGAGCCGGGCCCGGCGUGGUUCGCCAGCUGCGAGGCGUCGGGGUCGCCGCCGCCCACCAUCUCGUGGCUGCUGGACGGCGCGCCGCUGGCCCCCGACGCGCGGCGCAGGGUGAGCGGGCGCGCCGCCGCCGACUCGGUGCUGGGCUACGUGAACGUGUCGUCGGUGGCGGCGGAGGACGGCGGCGUGUACGAGUGCGUGGCGAGCAACGCGGUGGGCGCGGCGACGCACGCGGCCGAGCUGCGCGUGCGCGGCCCGCCCUUCCUGUUACCCUCUCUCACUCCCGUCGUCUGGUUGCACUGUUGCCUGCACUCUGAUCCUUUGCUCUUCUGUCGCGUCUUAGCUGUUAUAAGCACAAGUAAUUACCGUCGGAAAUUGCCGAGAGGUCGGACGUUGCCAGAUAAUCAUCGCCAACUCGUCUUCCAGAAUGGGACGCUCGUCAUCAAAGACGUUCAGAAGAAAGCCGACGAAGGGGGCUACGUGUGCGUGGCGACCAACCCCGCGGGCCUCGCGGCGCGCGGCAAACUCAACGUCAAAGUAAUG
Messenger RNA from Gryllus bimaculatus (two-spotted cricket), 1485 nucleotides. NCBI's taxonomy places the organism in Eukaryota, Metazoa, Arthropoda, Insecta, Orthoptera, Gryllidae. The record is from the annotation of a GenBank genome assembly.